CAUCUCAUCCAGAAAGACGACGGCUAAUCGAAAGCCCAAAAGAGAGAGCGGAGAGGAGGAAGAAGACGACGCGGCACCAUGGCGACGGCACAGGCAGCGUCGGCGGCCCCUACCCACCACCGCGCGUCUCCAGGGACUUCGCCGCCGCAGCCGCCGUACCCCAGCGCCGCCAGGAUUGCCGACUCCGCCUGCUUCCCCCAGUACACCGCCUCGCUCAAGUGUUUGGAGGCCAACCAGGACAAGAGCAAGUGCCAGCAGCAGUUCGACGAUUACAAGGAGUGCAAGAAGAAAGAGAGGGAGGCUCGGCUCGAACGGAAUAAAACAAGAUCACUCUUUGGGUGAACAAUGGUGUCCCAUCUGAGCGAUUUGCUGGCGAUGUGUAAUAAGUCGUUUCCAGUUUCCUGAUGUGAGCGAAAUCACGGCUUGUUUGGUGUCAUGAUGAUCCCUUGCGACUUGUGCAAGGUAGGGACUAGUAUACUGGUCUGUUGUCUCUAGGUGAGGGAGCUGUAAGGUUCGUCUGAGAACAGCUCAUUAACACAAUGGCUAUGGUGAAAGAAUCAAAUGAGUGAGGCUGUAUUUUGAGAACGAGCAGGUGUCAUGACACCACAGUUUGUUCAAUAAAAUUGUAGCCCUGGAUGUUGUACUCCAAAAUAUUUUCAUGUUUUACUAAUUACUAGCAGCUUUGCAUCCA
Sorghum bicolor (sorghum) is the source of this 691-nucleotide messenger RNA. RefSeq lists its product as uncharacterized. The transcript is spliced from 3 exons. Bases 79 to 342 code for a protein of 87 amino acids. Lineage: Eukaryota; Viridiplantae; Streptophyta; Magnoliopsida; Poales; Poaceae. The record is from RefSeq and is a predicted model, not a curated record.